Messenger RNA from Nomascus leucogenys (northern white-cheeked gibbon), 999 nucleotides. It is a transcript of the gene CXHXorf58, whose product is annotated as chromosome X CXorf58 homolog. The record is from RefSeq and is a predicted model, not a curated record. Lineage: Eukaryota; Metazoa; Chordata; Mammalia; Primates; Hylobatidae.
AUGAAUCGUUCCUCAAAUGUACCAGGUAAAGGUAUUCUGAAAUCAGGUACAAGAUCCUUACAAAAAGUUCGCAGGGUACAUUUCGCAAAUGCACCAAAUGCAAGAUCAUUACUAUCAAUGCUUAAAGACAUUUCAGCUCAAAUAAUACAGAGGGCUUGGUUAUCUCAUACAAACAAAAUGAUAUUUCGACUCCUAAACCACUGUCCUCUAUUUCAGGAAUUCUGUGUGACACAUGAAAUACUGAAGAAAGUGGCCCCCUUAGAGGCUAAGCUUAUUAAGGAUCCUACCAUGCAGUGUAAAAUUAGAUUCAGAUUUAGAGGUGAAACGUUUCCACCUUUCAUCGUGUUUAAAAUUUUUCUUCAUACUGAUGGCCGUGGUUACAAGUAUUUUAGUGGAAAAAAUGUAUUAAUGCCGUCAAGUAAGGCAGUGGUUGAUGCUUGCAAACUAAUGGGGGAAAGGAAAUUUCACCGUAUAAUUAUGGAAGAUGAAUGUAUUUUCCCGAAGUCCAAAGUAAGUGAUAUAAUGGAUGUUGUCACCAUGCAAGAUUAUGUACAAUAUCACAGUUUUUUCGAUGAGGCCCCCGCAUUUUCUGGCGGCAGAAAUAACAGCUGGCGCAAAUUAAAUCUUGAAAAUAUUCCCAGGACAAUGCUAAUGUAUGACAUAGUUCAUUAUUCAGAGUCUGGAGUGAUCUCAAACCGUCUACGAAAUGAAAUGAAGUUUCUGUUACAGAGACCAGUAAUGCAAGAGAUCCAUAAGCACCAGCUACAGAUUGUUUCUGAAAUUAGGGGUCCAUACUUAACUGUCCAACCUCUAUAUCGGCCCUACAAACAGCAAAAUCAAGUUCAAUUUCUGGGUCGUUGAUCCAAGCAAGCUCAAAUGAAAGUUGAGAAAAUGAGAAAAGUUUAUUUGGCUAAAGAAAAAAAUACUUCUGAGGUGACUGAACCAAAUACGGGCCCAUCAGGUACAAAGGAUAACUAUCAUCUCCACUCCAUCUUUUGA